UUUAAGGUGAAAUGACUGAACCUAUCAAGGAAAUUGCCGCGAAAAGAAGUGUCGAAGCAGUUUACACCGGAGGAACUGUCAGAUGGAGUGCAAAUGGUCAGAAACUUUUUUCUACAUGCACAAAUGUUGUGAAAGUGAUUGAUCUGGCUGACAAUACUGCAAGCUAUACCAUCGGCGACCCUGAAGAUGAGCUACGCAUUACGUGCACAGCUGUCGACAAGAACAGAAAUCGCCUUUUGGUCGCCUAUAACAAUCAAAUAAUUCGUGAAUACUCAAUUCCUUUGGAUCCGUCGACAACUAAACCAGAGUUGGCCAGAACAUGGAAAACCAUACACACUGCUCCUAUUCUCGUUAUGGAAUUCAAUGAGGAGGGCCAUUUACUGGCGACUGGAAGUGCCGAUCACAUCGUGAAAGUCUGGAAUCUGACAGAGCAACAAUGUACACACACAUUAAAAGGACCCUCGGUAGUUUCAGCAAUUCUGUUCGGAAAACAUGAAAAGCUUGUCGUUGGAUACAUUGAAGGACAAUUGAACCUCUAUAAUAUAAUGAGAGGUGCUCCGAAAAAACUUGUAAACACAUGGAAAAGUCAUAAUUCUCAUAUUACCGCACUGCUUCAAGUUCCGGAUUCACGAGUUGUUGUGGCUCUUUCGCGAGAUCAGACGAUGAGUAUUCAUGAAACAGAAACUCAAGAAACACUCCGAGUUCUUCCACUCUACGAAUCAAUUGAAGGCGGAGCAAUCGGACAUAACGGAAAUCUUUUCACUGUUGGAGAAGAGGGUGUUGUUAAGGAAUUUGUGAUUGAAACUGCGAAGUUGGUCAGAAAGAAAAGGAUUGCCAGCUCGAAUCUCGAUCACUUGGCCUACGAUGUUGUUUCUAAUCGCUUUUUGGCAAUUUCCGCCGAACAAAAUCUUAUAAUUUUGGAUUUUGAAAAUCUGAAAAUUGCAAGACAAAUUGUUGGAUUCCAUGACGAAAUCUAUUCGUGCUGUCUUCUUGGAAAAGAUGAAUCUCACAUGGCUGUCGCUUCCAAUACUUCUGAAAUCCGACUCUACAACACUAAAACCCUGGAUUGUCAAUUAAUUCGUGGUCACACAGAAUCAGUUCUUUCCGUAGUAUCUCCUACCUGGGACACAUCUCUACUGGCAUCAUGUUCUAAAGAUAAUUCGAUUAUCUUUUGGAGACUUGUAACAUCUCCUGAAAAUGACUCUUGCUCCACUCUGGUCCCAGUUGCGGCAGCUACAGGACAUGCAAAUACAGUAACUGCUCUAGCGAUUUCCAAUACCGGACGAGCUCCUUUCCUGGCAUCAGUAUCAACGGAUUGUACUAUCAAAUUGUGGGGAUUGGGAGUUUCUACAAAACUAAAAGAAGUCAAAAUUGAUGCAGAAAAAGAUUUUGUCGAACAGCUCCCAAAACUGACAUGCAGUUCAACAAUGGUUGCACAUGGAAAAGAUGUGAAUUGUGUUGAUAUUUCCGAAUCGGAUGCUCUUAUUGCCACUGGAGGAAUGGAUAAACUAGUAAAAUUAUGGCAAGUGGAUACUCACAAAAUGCAAUUGGGAAUCGCUGGAACUCUAUCAGGACAUCGUCGUGGAGUUGGAGAUGUUAAAUUUGCAAAGAAUUCUCACAAACUUGCAUCUUGCAGUGGAGAUAUGACCAUUAAAAUCUGGAACAUCUCGGAAAAAUCUUGUCUUCAAACCAUUUCCGGACAUUCUUGUGCUGUAUUCCGAGUGAUAUUCGCUCGCAACGAUUCUCAGUUGAUCUCUGCAGACAGUGCUGGAAUCAUCAAGAUUUGGACAAUCAAAACUGCUGAUUGUGAAUGUUCCAUUGAUGCGCAUACUGACAAAAUUUGGUCGCUUUCGAAAAAUCAUAACGAGUCAGAGUUUGUGACUGCUGGAACUGAUGGGCGGAUUGUUGUCUGGAAGGAUGUUACAGAGGAGAAACAAAAAGCCGAGGAUAAUAAGAGAAGAGAGGCUAUUGAACAAGAUCAGACUUUGACAAAUUUAUUGAGUCAGAAGAGAUAUUCGGAAGCUCUCGUGUUUGCACUGACUCUAGCCAAACCGUUUUGUGCUUUUAAGGUUAUAAAUGCUCUGAUGGCUGAGGAGACACCAGAAGAACUCGGUUCCGCAAUUCGCCGCCUUGACACCCGUCAAAUUGAGAUUCUACUGCAAUUCACAGUGAAAUGGAACACGAAUAGUCGAACAUCGUCAGUUGCACAACGAGUUUUGUACGAAAUUGUUCAUAUCGUGGAUCCAGAGGAGUUAGUGUCAAUGCCCGGUGCAUAUGGAUAUAUUGAAUCAUUCCUACCGUACACCCAACGGCACAUGGAUCGAUUGGAUCGGGCAAAGCAAGAUGUUAGCCUAUUCGAUUUUGUUUGGAGACAAAUGAGAAGCUCUGUCUGAAACGUUAAAACUUUUUUUGUUAUUGUUGUUGGUUUUUGUUGAAUUUUCAAGCUCAUCGGAUCUCUAUAGUUAUCUUUUUUAUUUUUAAAGUUAUUUGUUGUUUUUUUUUUGUUAUAGCUCAAUAAUUUUUAUAAAAUUUGUUUCCUUUU
Caenorhabditis elegans is the source of this 2542-nucleotide messenger RNA. RefSeq names its product U3 small nucleolar RNA-associated protein 13 C-terminal domain-containing protein (gene Y53C12B.1). Gene Ontology annotation, biological process: rRNA processing. The coding region runs from base 12 to 2393 and encodes 793 amino acids. Gene Ontology annotation, cellular component: small-subunit processome; nucleolus. The transcript has 5 exons. The record is from RefSeq and is marked reviewed. Lineage: Eukaryota; Metazoa; Nematoda; Chromadorea; Rhabditida; Rhabditidae.